UAUUGCGUACCUCAUGACGCACGAGUCAGGUGGUUCUUCUAAAGGAGCGAGGAGCUGUCCUCGGUGCUGAAACGGCAGUCACCGCGCGCGCCAGAGAGAUGCUCAGAUCCCCCGCGAGCCUCCGCGCCAAAUAAUCACGAAAGGUGUCACCAUGUCAUCCCUCUCUCAGACCUCUCCGAUGGGCAAGCCUUCCCUCGUCUGUUUGGCCAACCUGCUUCUGGCGUUGCUUUCUGCUGGCGUUUACGGGGCUUCCCUCAGAGAGCACAGGCUGCUGGGAAGUGAGUCAGACUCCCUGAGAGGAAAUGGCCUCCAACCUCCUAAUGCAGACAUGCUGAAAGCCUUGGAGUACAUUGAGAGCCUUCAUCAGAGGAGCGACGUGGACUCCCCGCAGCAAAGCCCCCGAGCUGCGGGGCAAGACGUCAGCCACAUGGAUGACAUGGAGAAGCUGCGCCUGCUGCUGAAGCUGCGUUCAAACCCUGCUCAAAGUGAAGAUGAGGAGAAGCAGGAGGAAGAGCAAAGAGAGGAUAAGAGUGAAGAGCUGCUCCAGGCUGUGCUCAGCACACUCCAGCAGACGGAGAAGGCCUCCAGGCCGGCCCUGCUCACCCCACAGAGACCGGUACCGCCGGAACAACGCAGGUUUCACAAGAAGCUGCCUUUAAUGUUUGAAGAUGAUGAGGAAGGUGAGGAUGACAGCCAGGGGCUCUUCAAACGCACCAAAGAAAACGUGGAGGAGAAGUACACACCCCAGAACCUGGCCACGCUGCAGUCUGUGUUUGACGAGCUGGAUAAGAUGACAGCUGUGAAGGGGAUCCGCAAGAGGGAGGAGGAGGAGGAGGAGGAGGGUGAUGAUACAGAGGACGAAGACGUGUUUAAUGUGAGGGAUGAAGAUUACGACGACGUGGAUCCUGCACAGUGGGGUCCACUAGAAGACGAAGAAGAGGAGGAGGAGAGGGAUGAUAGACAAGAUCGAGGCCUUGAUUACAUCGAUGACAACGAUGAAGAAGAAGAAAAUGACGAAGAAGGGGGAGAGAACUUCCCAAUGAAACGGUCAAACAAGGCAGACGAUGAUGUUAAUUUGGUGGACUACUACCUUUUUAAAAUUCUGGAAAAAACAGAGGAAGAGGAGCAGAAGCGAGACGUAGAAGAGGAAGAGCAGAGGGCUGAGAGGAGGGUCUCUCCGUAUCCAGAUAGUGUAGACCCGAGGGUUAUCUACCGGCUUAUUACCAUGUCCCAGAAAUACCAGAUUCCCCCUGAGGACCUCAUGAACUUGCUCAAAACUGGAGAUCAGAAGAAUCAAGACAUGUUGCGUAAGAGUAAUGAAUUAUCCAGAGCAGGAAGCCGGUUUUCUCAGAUAACUCCAAAGAAGAUGAAUUUUCCAGUAGCUACGUUCUCCUCCAGACGGCUGCCUUACGGACGCAAGACGGCAGAGGACCUGAGGAGACAGGAGAUCCUCAGAGUCCUGGGGUUGGGAGGCGAGGAGGCGACAGAGCCCGUCAGGAAGCAGAGACAGCGCACCAGCUCCCUGUCACGACUCCUCGCUCGGCCUGCUGGGCGUUUGGGGGAAUCCCCUCCCACGCCGCGGCGCCUUCCCAACACCUUCAGAGACGACUACGAUGACACCGUGGACGAGAACGAACUGGCUGCUUAUCUCGCCGCUCAGAUGCUGGCGCGGUAUCCCAAACCUGCGUUCAGAAACAAGGUGGCCCAAAAGAGGGAAGACGACGGACAGAGCGCCACAGACGCCUUCGAAAAGGCGGUGAAGGAGUAUCUAGAUAUAGUGGACUCAGAGAAAAGCCCGAACACGCAGUCUGAGGACAAGAGGAGCGAUGACACACAAAGUUUGGAGAAUGAGGCCAUGAUCAAACUGCUGAGCUACCUGAACCCAAAGCCAGAAGAAACUGACAAAACUGACAAAGAAAUAUGAACUGUAAAUAUCAAUGUACAUGGAGGGAAAACAGAGUAUUUUGAGAAAUAAAACAUCCGGUCAACUUUAAUUAUUCCGUAGGUUUACAAAAACUUUGUAUUUAUUAGCAGAAAUGAGUGUUGACACAUUCACGUGACGUUCUUCUGAGUGAAACAUCCGUUGCUUGACGACUCGUUCGUGCGUCUCACCAGCCUCACACACAGACAGGCUCACACUCAUUUGUGUUUUUUGGUAACUUUUCUUAAAUGUGGUAAUAUGUGACAAACCUGAGAUGAAUAAAGCAUUGACGUUA
This is a messenger RNA of Oryzias melastigma (Indian medaka), 2216 nucleotides long. It is a transcript of the gene scg2a, whose product is annotated as secretogranin II a. NCBI's taxonomy places the organism in Eukaryota, Metazoa, Chordata, Actinopteri, Beloniformes, Adrianichthyidae. The coding region runs from base 152 to 1924 and encodes 590 amino acids. The transcript is spliced from 2 exons. The record is from RefSeq and is a predicted model, not a curated record. Gene Ontology annotation, cellular component: secretory granule.